Molecule: messenger RNA, 651 nt
Organism: Akanthomyces muscarius
Lineage: Eukaryota; Fungi; Ascomycota; Sordariomycetes; Hypocreales; Cordycipitaceae
Exons: 4
Coding region: 1-651 (216 amino acids)
Biological process (GO): signal transduction
Cellular component (GO): plasma membrane
Molecular function (GO): GDP binding; GTP binding; GTPase activity
Source: RefSeq, a predicted model, not a curated record
AUGGCUACAUCUACAAAGUUUAUGCGAGAGUACAAGCUCGUCGUUGUUGGUGGCGGUGGCGUCGGUAAAUCUUGCCUCACCAUACAAUUGAUUCAGAGCCACUUCGUCGACGAAUAUGAUCCUACUAUUGAAGAUUCCUACCGUAAGCAGUGUGUCAUUGACGAUGAGGUCGCCCUUCUCGAUGUCCUCGAUACCGCUGGCCAAGAAGAGUACAGUGCCAUGCGAGAGCAGUAUAUGCGCACAGGCGAGGGUUUCCUGCUCGUCUACUCCAUCACCUCCCGCCAGAGCUUUGAAGAAAUCACCACAUUCCAGCAACAAAUCUUGAGAGUCAAGGACAAGGAUUACUUCCCCAUGGUCGUCGUCGGCAACAAGUGCGAUCUCGAGGGCGAGCGCGAGGUUUACAGACAUGAGGGCGAGGCCCUGGCUAGAUCCUUCAACUGCAAGUUCAUUGAGACCUCUGCCAAGUCGCGAAUCAAUGUCGAUCAGGCCUUCUACGACAUUGUCCGCGAGAUUCGCCGCUUCAACCGCGAAAUGCAGGGCUACUCCACCGGUAGCGGAGGUGGCUCCGGACUCAACGGCCCCCCCAAGCAGAUGGACAUGGACGACGGCGGCAACGAGGCCGGCUGCUGCGCCAAGUGUGUCAUCAUGUGA